This is a messenger RNA of Meira miltonrushii, 360 nucleotides long. RefSeq lists its product as uncharacterized. NCBI's taxonomy places the organism in Eukaryota, Fungi, Basidiomycota, Exobasidiomycetes, Exobasidiales, Brachybasidiaceae. Bases 1 to 360 code for a protein of 119 amino acids. The transcript has a single exon. The record is from RefSeq and is a predicted model, not a curated record.
AUGCUUUUCACAUCCGCUUUAAUCUACUUUUACCUCACGGUAUUCUUUCAAUCUGCCAAUGCGUUACCUGCUGGCGGUGACGAUCGUCCAUUAAAGCUUCCAAAGAUCUUGACCGGUUGGAGUAAGUCCUCAUCAACACAACCAGACACACCAAAGUCACCCUCAGCUUCGUGGGAGUUUCAUCAUCAAGACAGAAUGGUACAUCAUGCCAGAGUGGCAGAGGAAAGCGUAGGUAAGCAACAGGAUUUCCAUAAUGAAAGAUUCCAUCAUCAUCAAGAUAAGUUGCUGCAUAUGCGUCUUGAUGAUGCAAAUGAAAAGCUGGCAAAAGUGGAAGCAAUGUCUAAGCCUUUACAUUUAUGA